AACGCAAAUAUAAGCAAAUACAUAUACACAUAUUAUUUAACCAGCGUGAGCAAACGGCGACCAACUCUUAUAGCAAUUAAGCAUCCACCUUAUCGACUACGCUUUGCAACCCUACAGACCACCUACGUAGACGCCGUGUAAUAGCGACGCUUACGCCACAGCCUACACAUGGGUCGCCGCAAAGAUAAGCCGCGUCUCAUACCGGAACAGGAUAAGCGCAUCUGUCGCGCCAUUUGCCUCUGCCAAUUGACCAUGGUCUUGUCCUGUGUGUCCAUCGUUUACCUGAGCGUUGCCAUCUAUUCGCCAUCACUUAAAGCAUUCAAAUCUGGUUUCGAACUCGACCCCGUUAUGUGCCAAACGGUCGAUCGCCAAAUGCCAAAUAACUGYCCGUGGGCCUCAUGUGGCGAAUGGUGUCUGACGCGUACAAGUGGGUUUUGUCCACAAAUACACUCGGUGGUGCGGCGUAACGGUACCGAUAUUCAACUCAAUAAUUGCACACGAAUCGCCAAUACAUCCUGUGCCAUGAUCGACAUGAAUCGUUUGAAUAAAUUCAACUGCAAUAACGGCACAGUUUGUAAUAAUAUUCGUGGCGUCUUCAACUGCUCCAAUGGUCACUGCAAAAACAUGUCCGAAUUCUUUUUGUGUCAUCAUAAGCCUGAUGGCCCAACUAUUAACUCCGCAAAGGACAAUACGAAAUUGAAUGGAUUUUUCGAGUGUCACGGCGUACACUGCACGAAGAUCAAGAAGCCGUUCACAUGCGAUCGUUACUGCACGAAGAUUACAACGACAUCGAUCAAUGUGCUGUUAAUGCAUGAAGACACCGUUAUCACCGCCGAUUGCGACACCGCUGUUGCCUUCAAUGAGGCACGCGGCAGCGAACAUGGUGUUAAAAUUGAACCCACCGAAAUCUGGAAGGAUGRAGACGGUCAACUGCUGACAAAUUGCGCUACGGUGAAGCGAGAGGGCGACAAGAUAAUCGCAACGGACUGCCUGAAUGGCACCAUAUUGGAAACAGGCACACUGCCACAACCAUUCAUGAAUUUCACACAAUUCUGGAGCAUAUAUGCGAAUAGCACACAUUCCGUCGAUCCAGAACAACGUUUCCUACCUAAUCAGGCCAAUCUGACAAUUUACACGUGGAAAAAGUUAUAUAUCAAUUUGGAGGGCUGCGUGAAUACAUUGCGAGGCGAAUGCAAGGAUUUCGUGGCACGCUAUGGCAACGAUGGCGAUAACAACACGGCGCAGUCACGCUAUCAGUGUUACUACAACAAGGAUCCAGCUGUGGAGUUUGUGGUGGCACGCUACGACUUGGACAAGGUCUAUCGUGAGCUGUUGGUGUCGCUAAUUGUGCCGAUUAUUUUGUUUGUGGUUUCAUCGAUUUCACUUUGCAUAAUCACAAAAUUGGUCAAGGUUGGCGACGAUGCCAAAAUGCGCUGCGUCUGCUCGGGUGAUGACUCCGACUUGGAGGAUAACUAUCGUGGUAAACAACGCAAGCAGGGCACAAAAAUCUACGAAACGGACGACGAUAUGGAUAUCAGGCGCAGAAAUGUCGAGGAGGAACCACCCAUCGACACACACGAAAUGAUCGGUAGCACGAAAUCGCUGAUACCGUUAAGUCCUGCCACCGAAUCGGGCACCAGUGAUCGUACCUACGACGAUGAGAAAGCUUCCAGAUGCGACGCGCCCGAAAAGCCACUCGUCGAGCUUUAA
Molecule: messenger RNA, 1710 nt
Organism: Bactrocera latifrons
Lineage: Eukaryota; Metazoa; Arthropoda; Insecta; Diptera; Tephritidae
Gene: Teh4
Exons: 9
Coding region: 169-1710 (513 amino acids)
Biological process (GO): regulation of sodium ion transport
Molecular function (GO): sodium channel regulator activity
Source: RefSeq, a predicted model, not a curated record